AUCUCUGGAGACUUGGCCCAAAGGCAAUUCUGGGAAUUUAUGGGUGUCCAGAGGCUUUUUUUGGGUGUGCAUAGAAAUCACCCUUACGUAUGUUGUUUCUAAUUCUGUAUGAUUCUGAUGUUGCCAACCCUUGUGAACUGCAUAGGCAAGGCCAUGCUCUGAUUUUCCAUAGAGAGAGAGAGAGAGAGAGAGAGAGAGAGUGAGUGAGUGAUGCGAGGGAGGAAGAACUCGCCAACAAUGGGAGGCGGAAACGACGCCGUCUCGCUCGCGGGGUCUUUACGCGACACUGGGCCCACUGACACCGGGUCUCCCAGUCCUUCUUUAAUCAGCGAUGCUCGUACCCCAAUUAAACCAAACAAGAUAAAAAACCAACCCCCGUAUCCCCGCAACCAAACACCCACGCCCACCCACCCAAAAUGGAAUCUCAAUUGCUCCAACCCAAACAGAUCUUCAUCUUAUCGGGCCAGAGCAACAUGGCCGGCCGCGGCGGCGUUUUCAGAGACCACCAUCACCACCAACAUUGGGACCGCGUCGUUCCGAACGAGUGCGGCCCCCAUCCAUCCAUCCACCGCCUCAGCGCGCAUCUCCGGUGGGAGCCCGCGCUCGAGCCGCUUCACGCCGACAUCGAUGCCACGAAGGUAUGCGGCGUGGGGCCGGGGAUGGCUUUCGCGAACGCCGUGAGGGAGCGCGUGGGAGUGGUGGGGCUCGUGCCGUGCGCGGUGGGCGGGACGGCGAUCAAGGAGUGGGCGCGUGGGGAGCACUUGUACGAGAGUAUGGUGAAGAGGGCGAGAGAGAGCGUGAAGGGCGGGGGUGAGAUCAAAGGAUUGUUGUGGUACCAAGGGGAGAGUGACACGUCGACGCAGCAUGAUGCUGAUGCAUACCACGGGAACAUGGUGGAGCUCAUUGAGAAUGUGCGCGAGGAUCUUGGCUUGCCUUCGCUUCCUAUUAUCCAGGUGGCUAUUGGGUCUGGGGAUGCAAAGUAUAUAGAGAAAGUGAGGGAGGCCCAAUUGGGAAUGAAGGUUCCAAAUGUGGUUUGCGUGGAUGCAAAGGGGUUGGAGCUCAAAGAUGAUCAUUUGCACCUGACCACCAAGGCCCAGGUUCAAUUGGGUCAAAUGUUGGCUGAUGCUUACAUCAAACACUUUGUAUCAUCAGAAGACGAUGCUCAUCCUGCCCUUUAAAAGUAAACACUCAAAUUUCGUUGUGUUUGUUUGUUUGUCGGUCUCCUUUAACUUGUUGACUUUGUGCUACAACUAUAAUGUCAGCAGGUCUUAAGUUCGACGACCGUUGGUGUAUUACUAGACUACACUAUUGUGGACUCUGCAUGCUAGUGGGUUGAAUGUAGCUUUUGGGCUUUUGGUCCGCUGAGCCUACGAGGCCUGAUACUAAACCAUUAGAUCUUUGUUGA
This is a messenger RNA of Prunus mume (Japanese apricot), 1405 nucleotides long. NCBI's taxonomy places the organism in Eukaryota, Viridiplantae, Streptophyta, Magnoliopsida, Rosales, Rosaceae. The record is from RefSeq and is a predicted model, not a curated record.